AUGGCCAAGUGCAAAGCUCUCAAGCUUACCCAUUUGGCUUUUGCCGAUGACUUGAUGUUCUUCUCUAAGGCAUCGAUUGCCCCUCUUGAGUCUAUCUUGCUAUGUCUUCAAUACUUCCAUGAGCUAUCUGGCCUUCGCAUCAAUCCGGCCAAGUCCUUGUUAUUCUUUGCGGGGGUUUCUGAUCUGGGCAAAUCAGCCUACUUGGAGAAAUCAGGUUUUCUUGAAGGCCAUUUGCCUGUCAAAUACUUGGGUCUCCCUUUGAUCCCGGCUAGACUAUCCGCCCAUCAUUGCACCCCUAUGCUAGACCUUAUUAAGAAGAGGCUGCAGCUUUGGAAGGGCAAGCUCCUCUCCUUUGCCGGCAGAUUGGUUCUUAUCAAAUCAGUUCUGGAAUCUUCUUACAUUUAUUGGUCAGGCAUCUUUGGGCUUCCUCAAGCUGUUAUUAAAUCCAAGGAGUCCCUCAUGGCCUCUUUUCUUUGGAAGGGCAAUGAAUCAGCUAGAUUUCUACAUCCUAUCAGCUGGGCAGUAGUGUGCCUCCCCAAAAAAGAAGGCGGUCUAGGCAUUUGUAGAAUAAAAGAGGUGAACUCGGCGGGUACCAUCAAGCUUAUUUGGAGGAUUGCCUCAAAGCAGAAAAGUAUCUGGGUAGAUUGGUUAUAUUCAGGCCUUCUUCGCCAGGACUCAAUCUGGACUGCUUCAGACUCCUUCGAUGCCUCUUUGGUCUGGCUUAAGAUCCUUGCUAGCAGGUCCCUGGUCCUCCAAGCUAUUCACUCUACUAUUGGCAAUGGGCUCUCCUCUUUCCUAUGGUUGGACAACUGGCAUCCCAAAGGAAUCCUCCUCCAUUUGGUCUCUCCAAGAACCAUCUAUGCUUCCGGCUUCAACAGGCUUUCCUUAGUGGCUGAUAUCAUUGAUCAAGCUGGGUGGUGUCCUCCUCCUUCUCCCGCCCUUGAUCUCAUCCGGAAUGAGCUCCACACCAUCUCCGUAAGGCUCCGCAAAGAGUCACUACAACCAAAAAGGUUAUCCGUUGAAAAAUAUCCAGGAAAUCAAAUGCUUGGUUGUCGAGAGAUAGUGGAUGGGAAGGCAGGUCAAUAUGUGUGGCUAACUUACAAGGAAGUAUAUGAUAUUGUAAUGAAAGUGGGGCGUUCCAUUCGCAGCUGUGGUGUUGAGCCAGGAGGUAGAUGCGGUAUAUAUGGUGUCGAUUGUCCAGAGUGGGUGAUCAGUAUGCUGGCUUGCAAUGCUCAUGGGCUUUAUUGCGUUCCUUUAUAUGAUACCCUUGGUGCUGGUGCUGUGGAAUAUAUUAUAUGCCAUGCCGAGGUUUCAAUUGUUUUCGCAGAAGAAAAGAAAAUCCCAGAGGUAUUGAAAACAUUUCCGAUGACAACAGAAAAUUUGAAGACAAUUGUGAGUUUUGGCAAGGUUACACCUGAACAAAGAGAAGAGGUUGAGAAGUUUGGUUUAGCAAUAUAUUCAUGUGAUGAAUUUUUGCAACUGGGAGAUGGUAAGGAAUUUGAUCUUCCAACGAAAAAGCUGUCUGACAUUUGUACAAUUAUGUAUACGAGUGGAACAACUGGUGACCCCAAGGGAGUACUGAUCUCCAACAAUGCAAUUGCUACUCUUUUAGCUGGUAUAGGACAAAUGUUAGAGAGUGUGAAUGAAAAGUUGACUCCAGAUGAUGUUUUUAUGUCUUACCUUCCUCUGGCUCAUAUCUUUGAUUGGGUAAUUGAGGAGCUGUUUAUUCAUAAGGGUGGUUCAAUAGGAUUUUGGCGUGGGGAUGUCAAAUUAAUGAUUGAAGACCUUGGGGAGCUAAAACCAACUCUGUUCUGCGCUGUUCCACGUGUACUGGAUAGGAUCUAUUCAGGUCUGACAGAGAAGCUAUCUUCUGGGGGUUUCUUAAAGGGAAAAUUGUUUAACUUAGCGUACUCAUUCAAACUAAAUAACAUGAAGAAGGGGCUUGCACAUGAAGAGGCCUCCCCACUGAGUGACAAAAUUGUUUUUAGCAAGGUAAAGCAAGGUUUAGGAGGGAAUGUACAUCUCAUUUUAUCUGCAGCUGCUCCUCUUGCAAAUCAUGUUGAAGCUUAUCUACGUGUGGUGACAUGUGCCCAUGUCUUGCAAGGAUAUGGUACGCAGUAUUUUGAGAACUUAUGUUGUUGA
Molecule: messenger RNA, 2142 nt
Organism: Telopea speciosissima
Lineage: Eukaryota; Viridiplantae; Streptophyta; Magnoliopsida; Proteales; Proteaceae
Product: long chain acyl-CoA synthetase 4-like
Exons: 15
Coding region: 1-2142 (713 amino acids)
Cellular component (GO): membrane; endoplasmic reticulum
Molecular function (GO): long-chain fatty acid-CoA ligase activity
Source: RefSeq, a predicted model, not a curated record